AUGGGAGAGUUCUUGUCUACGCCAAACACAAAUCAAGAAUCAAGCAGAGUUCAAUUGAAUAGCACUGCCGUAGCAUACGGCAGUAUGCAAGGCUGGAGGAAGGAAAUGGAAGACGCUCAUAUCAUCACUUCUUGUGAAAAUUAUUCGAUGGUAGGUGUCUACGAUGGGCAUGGAGGACCUCAGGUCUCAAAGUACCUUUCCCUCGAGAUGAAAAAGGCGCUGAUGAAUUCUUCACACUUCGCGACGUCGAUCCAGGACGCUUUGAAGGAGACUUACUUGUCUCUCGACGCCACCUUGAAAACUCCGCAAGGCUCGAAGAUGCUCAACGACGCUGUACACUCGGAGUUGUAUGAAAAGAGCGUGCUGUCUGACACUAAUGUCAACUUGGCGAACACAAUCGGGUCAACUGCUCUCACUGCACUCUUCGAUGAGUACCAACUCACCAUUGCUAACGUUGGGGACUGCCGAUGUGUUCUUGUGAAGCGCGACGAAACUCUUCAAUUGACCACCGACCAAAGACUCAAUGUCAAAGCGGAGGCCGAUCGUGUUGUCGCGUGUGGUGGACGUGUUGUGAACGGACGCGUCAAUGGGGAUUUAAUGAUUUCUCGAGCAUUUGGAGACACUCAAUUCAAGAAAGGAAACAACCCUGAGAAGUAUAUUGUUUCCGCAACCCCAGAAAUCACUACGUACGACUUUGACGGAAGUGAAGAAUUUAUGAUCAUUGCAUGUGACGGAAUAUUUGAUGUGAUGAGUAAUGAUGAAGUUGUUUCAUUUGUGAAGGAAUGUUUGGACGGAGGGAUCUUAAUCGACCAAAUCUGCAAAAUGAUACUGAACAAGUGCUUGGCUGAGAACCCUUACGAACAACCAGGUACUGAUAAUAUGACUUUUCUCUUGGCCGUUUUUGAUAAAUCAGAUAAGUGGAGGAAGUGUUGUGCUGGAUGCGAUGUGAUAUCCUGA
Molecule: messenger RNA, 957 nt
Organism: Entamoeba invadens IP1
Lineage: Eukaryota; Evosea; Mastigamoebida; Endamoebidae
Product: protein phosphatase 2C, putative
Exons: 2
Coding region: 1-957 (318 amino acids)
Biological process (GO): protein dephosphorylation
Molecular function (GO): protein serine/threonine phosphatase activity; cation binding
Source: RefSeq, a predicted model, not a curated record